Messenger RNA from Glossina fuscipes, 916 nucleotides. Its product is annotated as kelch-like protein diablo. The transcript is spliced from 6 exons. The coding region runs from base 1 to 642 and encodes 213 amino acids. Lineage: Eukaryota; Metazoa; Arthropoda; Insecta; Diptera; Glossinidae. The record is from RefSeq and is a predicted model, not a curated record. Gene Ontology annotation, molecular function: protein binding.
AUGCCCGCUGUUGAAGUGUUCAGAAAUUCGACUUAUUGCGACUUGCUUGAAACAUCGCUGGGCCAAAUUCAUCCCUAUCAGCAGCAUAAUUGUUUUAUACUGAACGCAGAGGGCGAAAGUGUACAUAUAUGCCGGACGUUGCUAAAGGUUGUUUCACCUUAUUUUGCAAGCAUUCGUAACUCUGACAUAAAAGGCGAGUUAGAAGAAUUAAUUAAAUUGAGAAAAAUUGACAUAUGUACGCUAAAAGAACUCACCUGUUACAUGCGUAGUGGGAUGAUUAGAAUUUCCAAAGACAAUGUGCAAUCACUUCUCGCAAUGUCGGAGAGAUUUCAAAUGGAUUGGAUUAAGGAUAAAUGUUGUCGAUUUCUCAAACAGCAUUUUAACCACACAAACUGUUUUAGUAUACGGAGACUUGCUGAAACGCAUUCAUGUAAAGAAUUGUAUAACUACUCUUACAAUUAUAUUCUAAGAAGAUUUGAGAAAUUGACGAGUAGUCAAGAUUUUCUUUCAUUAUCCUUAGACGAAAUUGAAAAACUUAUACAAGACGAAGAUUUGUGUGUAAAAUCGGAAAAAAGCGUACUUCAAGCUGUAAUGAACUGGAUAAAGUACAGCCCGGAAAAACGGAAUAUUCACUUAGAUUGAUGGCAGCAAACAUGAGAUUGCUCGUCGUAAUAGGUGCCAGCAAAAAGAUGAUUUUCCCGCGCUUAAGCUUAAUGAUUUUCGUCAAUCAUGCACGGUCUCGUCGGAAGUGUCGAUCUUGAAAUAUGUUAACAUUAACGUAAUAAUGAACGACACCAUGAAGUUCGGCAAAAAUAUUUUGCUGAAUAUGAAAACGUGAUGCACGAUAAACACCCAACAUAAGCCUGGGCUCAGGCUCUGGGACGAGAUUCGCUAACAACUACCCUUUAUUCUCAAG